UUUGUGUGUUCAGAGACGUGUUUCUCCUUGCAUGAUUGCUUUUCUCUCCACACUCCUGUUCAGACGUGUUGUGUCCCACCACCAACUCACUCUCCAAGUAUGCUCACCUGCCAGGCAGCACCAGGUCAGUUUGGUCCAGAGGUCCGGGAGCCGGGCCUCCGUGUGUGGAGGGUGGAGAAAAUGAAGGCAGUCCCGCUGGAUUCCUCCGAGGUAGGAGCCUUUUUCAACGGGGACUCGUACCUGGUGCUGGAGAACCGUGGUCAACAGGGAGCCGACCUCCACAUGUGGAUAGGUGAGAAGUCGUCUCGGGACGAGCAGGUGGCGUGUGCCAUGCUGGCCACCCAGCUGGACCACUUUCUGGGUGGUGACCCCGUUCAGCACAGGCAGGUUCAGGGUUACGAGUCCCCGGAGUUCAUGGUCCUCUUCCCCAGGGGGGUCAGCUACAAGGUGGGCGGUGUGGAGUCGGGCUUCAGGAGGCCUCAGGGUUCUGGGACCGUGCAAAGGUUGUACCAGAUCAAAGGGAAACGCAACAUCCGUGCCAAGGAGGUGGAGCUGUCGUGGAGCAGUUUCAACAAAGGAGACUGCUUCAUCCUUGACCUCGGAGAUACCAUUGUGUCAUGGAUCGGGUCGCAGGCCAACAUGUUCGAGAAGCAGAAAGUGCGUGAGAUCGCCUCGCUGAUUCGUGACACCGACAGACACGGCAAAGCCCGGAUUGUGGACACCAGCGAGGGGGAGGAGCCGCAGGAGAUGCUCAAGGUCCUGGGACCGGUGCCAGCGCUGGCAGAGAGCACGCCAGAAGAGGACAGCAAAGCGGACGUUUCAAAUACUGCGUCCCUCUACAAGGUGUCUGAUGCGACGGGUUCCAUGACGAUGACCAAAGUGUCGGAGAAGAGCCCGUUUGCAAAGGAGACGCUGGUUCGCGACGACUGCUUCAUUCUGGACAAUGGCGCCAACGGAAAGAUCUUUGUCUGGAAAGGUAACGGAGCGAAUGCUGCGGAGAAGCAGGUGGCCCUACAGAUGGCGGAUAACUUCAUUGAACAAAUGAACUACCCCAGGAUGAAAACACAGGUGGAGAUACUGCCACAAGGGAAGGAGACCAUCAUCUUCAAGCAGUUCUUCAAGAGCUGGAACUAAACAUUUCACGCAAACACUUGACAAAUCCUGCACUCGAUUAGAAGAAGCUGCACAUCUGACAAACAGACAACAUCUGAUACAAAAUACAUAUAUAUUUGUAAGGUACCGUGCUGAUGGAGCACACUGUAGCUUGUUUCAGACUUUUAUAUAUGCAAACAAGUGUCUUCUGGUGAGAUUAUAAAGAUAUGAAGAGAUAUAUAAGAAGAACCUUAGGGUAAAUGAGUUUGGAUAGGUUUUUUUUUUACAUUUGUUCUAGUGUCACAGGUUUUCCUGCAUUUGAAAAAUAAAUCUGAAUCUACUUGUA
Messenger RNA from Micropterus dolomieu (smallmouth bass), 1438 nucleotides. RefSeq names its product capping protein (actin filament), gelsolin-like b (gene capgb). The transcript is spliced from 9 exons. Gene Ontology annotation, biological process: actin filament severing; barbed-end actin filament capping; actin polymerization or depolymerization. Gene Ontology annotation, molecular function: phosphatidylinositol-4,5-bisphosphate binding; actin filament binding. Bases 100 to 1134 code for a protein of 344 amino acids. Lineage: Eukaryota; Metazoa; Chordata; Actinopteri; Centrarchiformes; Centrarchidae. The record is from RefSeq and is a predicted model, not a curated record. Gene Ontology annotation, cellular component: actin cytoskeleton; cytoplasm.